This is a messenger RNA of Fusarium pseudograminearum CS3096, 1032 nucleotides long. RefSeq lists its product as uncharacterized. NCBI's taxonomy places the organism in Eukaryota, Fungi, Ascomycota, Sordariomycetes, Hypocreales, Nectriaceae. The transcript has a single exon. The record is from RefSeq and is a predicted model, not a curated record. The coding region runs from base 1 to 1032 and encodes 343 amino acids.
AUGGCACCGAAAUUACUCCUUUUCGCAGGUGCACCACCAUCUUCAUCGUUAAACUCUGAAUCCUGCACAAUAACUCAAAUCGACGACACCUUUGCCGAAUUCCUAGGGCUGGCCUCUCAAAAAUCAUCUCACACGCCAUUAUCAAAUCUCGCACCAUGGCGUUCUCUCCCCCUGAAUAGAAAACCUCUUCACACGGGGUUAAGUCAGACUCACGAUGCCAGCAUCAACCUCGCCAACCAAUCCGAGUUUUUCACUACGGCUGAUGUCUCGUUUAAGGAACAGUCGCAGUCUUUUGAAAGUGAUGGCAGUGGGGAUGGCGAGACAACGUUGUCGCAGUUCUAUGACCACUCUCUGGCUUUGCAUAAUCCGAUACCUUCAUCACAGCUUGAUAGUUUCCAAGAAACGACUUUUGAGGAGACGUCUUUUGAGGGAACUUCCUUUAUGACUACUCUUGCUGUAGAACGGGCUGAUGCGAUGGAGUCUGUGCCAUCGCAUCUUUCUGACUUGGAGGAUAUACCGCCUGCGCCGAAAAUCUUGGCUCUGCACCCUCAGACUGUCACGCUUAAUAUCGUUGCUGGGAUAAUAUCUAUCGCCCAACCGCGAACGGUCACCACGCGUUGGGGCCGCACCCUGUCUCUUGUAGAGAUUCUACUCGGUGACGAAACAAAGACAGGAUUCGCCGUCACAUUUUGGCUCGAAGAAACAAACGCUGCUGCUGCUGAGAUCAGUGCUCUCCGGCGGCAAGACGUCGUUCUCAUGCAGAAUGUAGGCCUGCAUGUGUUCCAAAAUAAAGUGCACGGCCAGAGUUUGCGCAGGGGCAUGACCAAGGUGAGCUUGUUAUGGAGGCGAGACGGGUCUGGCCUUUACUCGACCAAAGAUUUAUCGAAACGCGGCCAGAUGCAUCCGCAGUUACGAAAGGCGAAGAAGGUGAAAGAUUGGGUGCUUAGAUUCGUGGGAGCUUCUGCUGGAGCCAAGACAAGGACUUCAAGGGCGCGACUUUCAUGGGACAGACCACCAGAUGAUACACAAUGA